UUAUACGAAUAUUAGCCAAUUUCACAAGCUUUAACACUUCCAUUGAUGGAAAUGGAUUUGAAUGCUCAAGUGAAGAAGGCAUGUUUCUUGCAAAGGCUUAAGGAUUUCCCUAGCAAGCUCAAAGACGGGGUCACCAAGCGCAUAAAGCAUGUGCAAAAGUUUGGGAAAGAUGACCCAAGAAGGAUCAUCCAUUCCAUAAAAGUGGGACUUUCUCUCACAUUAGUUUCAAUGUUGUACUAUGUAAGGCCACUCUAUAAUAGCUUUGGGGUUUCGGGUAUGUGGGCAAUACUAACCGUAGUCGUGGUCUCCGAGUUCACUGUUGGUGGGACACUUUCAAAAGGUUUAAACAGAGCUUUCGCAACAUUAAUAGCCGGUGCCUUAGGGGUUGGUGCAGUACACCUUGCUCGAUUGUGUGGACACAAAGGAGAGCCUAUUGUUCUUGGGAUAUUAGUGUUCUCACUAGGUUCAGCUGUGACAUUUUCGCGGUUUUUCCCAAGGAUUAAACAGAGAUAUGACUAUGGUGCCUUGAUAUUCAUACUUACAUUUAGCAUGGUUGCUGUUUCGGGGUACCGUACAGAUGAAAUAUUGGUUAUUGCAUAUCAAAGACUAUCGACUAUUCUCAUUGGUGGAACAAUAUGCAUCCUUGUGUCGAUCUUCGUUUUUCCUGUAUGGGCAGGCGAAGAUCUUCACAAGCUGGUUGCUAACAACAUUAUCAAACUCGCUAACUCCUUAGAAGGUUUCGAGGGUGAAUAUUUUCCAUCAUCCGAGAAGACUUCAAAGGAGACAAACUCGAGCGUUCGAGAGUACAAAAGCAUUCUAACAUCAGAAAGCACUGAAGAUACUUUGACGAAUCUUGCGAGAUGGGAACCAGGACAUGGCCGAUUCAGGUUACGCCAUCCAUGGACAAAGUACUUUAAGAUCGCAGGACUCGUUCGCCAAUGCGCCAUUCAUUUCGAAGUUCUCAAUGGCUGUGUUCUCUCUGACGCUAAGGCACCGCCAGACUUCAUAAGCAAGAUUCAAGAGCCAUGCUCGAUUAUGAGCAGAGAAGCUGGCGAAGCCCUAAAAGACAUAGCCAAAUCUAUCAAAACAAUGAGCAGAUACCAUGUUUGUGUGAAUACACACAUUAAAAACUCCAAAAAUGCCAUAGAAAACCUAAGGCUUGCACUCAAAUUAUCUUUCCCGGAGACAGAGAAAGAUCUCUUGGAGAUCAUUCCAGGAGUCACAAUGGCGUCAACAUUGAUCUACAUCGUGAAUUACGUCGAGAAGAUCUCUGAGGCUGUGGAAGAACUUUCAGUUCUGGCACACUUUAAAGAGACUCUGGAUCCAAAAUUAUCACCGGAGUUAGGACAACAUCACCUACUUCAUAAGGGAACUGUAAAGCCUGUUCUAGAGGGUGACAACGAGGAAGAAUGCAAUAACUCUCCUCAUGUUGUUAUCGCAAAUCAUAAUGAACAGCCACCAACAGUCAACGAAAAUAAUGUUAACUUGGGAGCAGAGAAGACGACAGUUGUUGUCGUGUAA
Molecule: messenger RNA, 1521 nt
Organism: Brassica oleracea var. oleracea
Lineage: Eukaryota; Viridiplantae; Streptophyta; Magnoliopsida; Brassicales; Brassicaceae
Product: aluminum-activated malate transporter 8-like
Exons: 5
Coding region: 46-1521 (491 amino acids)
Biological process (GO): malate transport
Cellular component (GO): plant-type vacuole membrane
Source: RefSeq, a predicted model, not a curated record